Molecule: messenger RNA, 973 nt
Organism: Talaromyces stipitatus ATCC 10500
Lineage: Eukaryota; Fungi; Ascomycota; Eurotiomycetes; Eurotiales; Trichocomaceae
Exons: 2
Coding region: 186-536 (116 amino acids)
Source: RefSeq, a predicted model, not a curated record
GCUCCUUUCUUGCCAUUCAUUCGCUCUUUACUGAUCGGUGCAUGAACCCGGAGAUAUAUUAAGAUCUCAUAUCCCGCCUGUCAUUCCUUUGUUUUUGUGCCGUGUUGCCCUGUCUUUGCUACGUAUUUCUGCUGCUACACCACUUGACCUUCACUACAACCCUUGAAACUACUUCUACUAUUCCAAUGUAUCAUCAAUCAACCUUCCUCUCUCACAGCAGCGCCAAUACAUCCUCAAAAAGCAGCAGUCCGAACAACUCCAAUACCAUGGACCUAUCCCAGUCUCAAUCGAGUCUACCCCUCGCCAUGCCACCCCUCGUCAACAACAUCAGCAACAAGCUCCGAAACCGAUUGUCCCUCAAAAAUGCACGCGCCGCAAUCGCAGAGAGAGAAAUCCUCAAACGCGAAAACCGGGCUGCGAGGCCGUUGACGCAGCGCAAUAUGGACACUUUUCUGAUUGAGCAAGAUCUUCACGAUGCGCGUGUGCGUCGGGCCGAGAACUUGCACGUGUCGCAGUGGCUGCAGCAGUUGCCAUGAGCAUUCUGUAGCUACGUAGUGAUGCAAUUGUCCGAUACCCCCCAUACGUGUUCGUUCGUUGUGUAUUCCUACCUCUACCCCUAUACCUGGAGACGGCGUACACCAUUGAUACGAACCACGAGAACGAGUUCUCCGCCGUGACCUCGAUACACAUACGAUUUCGAUAUUCUUAUUGUCUAGUGUACUAUGUCAAACGGCACUGAAGAAGCCCUGUUAUAGCACAUGACAGAAAUGGCCAUGUCAGUUGCAAAGUGACUACACGCGGUGUGGAUAUUGAAUAUCAUUAGAGCAAGUUCACGAUAACUUGCUUGCGCAUUUCGAGGCAGGGUCUAUUCUUAGACUAAAGCAACAGUCAUGUCAUGAUUUACGAAUUGUACAUAUAAUAAUAUAAUGUUUAAUCAAAGCAUGCCAGCCACGCAGCAGCAUGUCAUCUUCAG